UGUACGGAUGUUUAGCAUCCCCACGAGAUGACUUUAAUCUCACCAAAUAAUUUUUUUCCCGUACCUCAUCUUCUCAUUUAACAUGCCUCAGAACGAAUAUAUCGAGCAGCACAUCAAGCAGCACGGAAGAAGACUCGACUACGAGGAGAGAAAGCGUAAGAGAGAGGCCAGAGAGGGCCACAGAGUCGCUAAGGAUGCCCAGAACUUGAAGGGUUGGAGAGGUAAGCAGUUUGCUAAGAAACGUUACUCUGAGAAGGUGGCUAUGAAGAAGAAGAUCAAGGCCCACCAGGAGCUGAAGGUCAAGGGACCAUCGACUCCAAAGGCAGAUGAGGGAGAGGCUCUUCCUACGUAUUUGUUGGACCGUCAGACCAACAACACCGCCAAGGCUAUCUCGUCUUCUAUUAAGCAGAAGAGAAUGGAGAAGGCAGACAAGUUCUCGGUGCCUUUGCCCAAGGUCAGAGGUAUUUCCGAGGAGGAGAUGUUUAAGGUGAUCAAGACAGGUAAGUCCAAGUCCAAGUCUUGGAAGAGAAUGAUCACCAAGCACACAUUUGUUGGUGAGGGAUUUACACGUAGACCAGUCAAGAUGGAGAGAAUCAUCAGACCUUCUGCGUUGAGACAAAAGAAGGCCAACGUUACCCACCCGGAGUUGGGUGUCACGGUGUUCUUGCCGAUUCUUGGAGUUAAGAAGAACCCUCAAUCGCCAAUGUACACACAGUUGGGUGUUUUAACCAAAGGUACUAUCAUCGAGGUCAAUGUGUCGGAAUUGGGAUUGGUUACUGCCGGUGGUAAGGUUGUUUGGGGUAAGUACGCUCAGAUCACCAACGAGCCUGACAGAGAUGGCUGUGUGAACGCAGUCUUGUUGGUGUAA
Messenger RNA from Sungouiella intermedia, 868 nucleotides. Lineage: Eukaryota; Fungi; Ascomycota; Pichiomycetes; Serinales; Metschnikowiaceae. The record is from the annotation of a GenBank genome assembly.